UGCUUGUCCAGAAGGAUUAUUAAACGAACAAGUAGCGCCAGGCUACGGUGUAGAGUAGGUAGUUUAUCUUGAGAUCAUCCUUGAUCUCAGCAAGCGAUCGUCAUGGACUCCGCCUUUCUGACAGAACCGGCAGUAUCCGGCCGUUGCCUGUCGGGCGGUCUCCGGGUUAGUCAUCAACUGAUGUGGCAGAACCUCACCGCCCGAUUGCGUUCUUGAUUUCGACGCUGGCAAGACAAGACAUCAAAACUUUCUGGCGAUCAGCAAACCCUUUUUCUUCCUGCGUUCCCUCAUCCAGACACGGCUGUUGCGAAGAUGUCGCUUAUUAACGAGUCCCAUGAUUCUCUCCCCUACAUCGACGGCGAACCCAAUGCUGGAGCUCGCGCAGCAGCCGAAAAACUCAUCUCCGCAGAGUUACCCGCGGACUAUCAAUCGACCCUGCACUCAUCUAUCCCCGCUUUGGUAGAGCCACGCUUCUCCCCUCUCAUCCAGCAAGAGCUGGCCCGCAAAGAGGCCGGGUUGCCAAUGACGGGCGGGAUUGACCUUUCACGAUACGAAGCCCCUGAGCCUCCAUCUGGGACUUCCGUACCGGGAAAAGAUGUUUCAGAGGCGCUCGAUGAAUGGCGGGAUACCUUGCAACGGGCCUAUACCUCCAGCUCGCACCUCUCGAUGAGACAUGAGAACCUGACUCUGCUAGAGGAGCAUGGGAAGAACGCAUGGCUGAUUGGCAAUGCGCAAUUGGAGGAGGUACUUCGAGGAGUCGAAAAGGAAUUGGCGGAUACCAGAGCUGCUGUGGAGUCCGUCCAUAAGCAGAGGAAGAUGGCCCAAGAAGCUAGCAAGGGAGAGCUUGUGGGGUUGCAGGAAACUUGGAGACGCGGAGUUGGCGCCGUGUUGGAUGUGGAGCUUGCUGCGGAGAGUCUGCGAAUGCAGAUUCUGGACCAGCGACGUCAGCUGUCGCAGCAGCAGUCACGAUAGAAGCGCGUUGCUCCACGGCGGAAGAUGUUGUAGCGAUCCCAUCGUUUGAUGGCUGGAUGUGCCGGCCGAUGCGCAAUGAAAUCUCUCCGGAUCACUUGAUUCCCAGGAUGUGUGAUGAGUCUAGAGUGCAGGGUGGACCCUGUCAGCCCCAUGUUCUCUGGGGGGCGGAUAUGGCCGGGGAGGAUAAUCAUAGGCCUGGGUCCUUCGGUGCGAGAUAGCCUGGACAAAAUGGUCUGAAUGCGAUGUGCGCUGCUGUAGGGUUGUUGCGGUCAGUCCAAUCAACGCAAGCAGACGGCAGAGCUCCAACCAAGCUGCGACAAAUGCCGUUCAGCUAGCACGGAGCAGUUUGUAUGCCGAUCCUCU
Messenger RNA from Paecilomyces variotii, 1335 nucleotides. Its product is annotated as BCAS2 family protein. NCBI's taxonomy places the organism in Eukaryota, Fungi, Ascomycota, Eurotiomycetes, Eurotiales, Thermoascaceae. Bases 313 to 972 code for a protein of 219 amino acids. The record is from RefSeq and is a predicted model, not a curated record. Gene Ontology annotation, cellular component: catalytic step 2 spliceosome; precatalytic spliceosome; Prp19 complex. The transcript is spliced from 2 exons. Gene Ontology annotation, biological process: mRNA processing.